UGGAGCGGGGAGAAAACAUGGCGGCCCCCUCGUGUGAAGUAAUGCUUGCUCCUGUCAAAAAGCCAACAGUCCGAGGACCCCGCCGAGUGGCCAAUCAGAUUCCUGAUGAAAUCCUGCAGGAUCCCGAGUUGCAGGAGGCCAUGAAAGCCUUACCCGCAAACUACAACUUUGAGAUCCCCAAGACCGUGUGGCGAGUCAGACAAGCCAAGGCAACAAGAGUGGCUCUGCAGCUUCCAGAGGGCCUGCUGUUAUUUGCUUGUGUCAUCGCAGACAUCAUCGAAAGGUUCACGGAAGCGGACACCAUCGUGAUGGGGGACGUGACAUACGGGGCUUGCUGCCUGGACGAUUUCACCUCCCGAGCCUUGGGAGCCGACUUCAUGGUGCACUAUGGACACAGUUGUCUCGUCCCCAUCGACUCCACUACCCAAAUUAAGAUGCUUUACGUGUUUGUGGACAUCCAGAUGGACAACGCACACUUACUGGACACGGUCAAGUUCAACUUCCCUCCUGGACAGUCCCUGGCGCUCGUGAGCACCAUUCAGUUUGUGACUGCACUGCAGGCUGUGAGUGCAGCCCUUAAACCAGAGUAUGAUAUGGUGGUUCCACAGUGUCGACCUCUGUCACCGGGAGAAAUUUUGGGCUGCACCUCUCCUCGCUUGGACCGCAACGUCAAUGCCAUAAUCUAUUUGGGAGAUGGGAGAUUUCACCUGGAGUCGAUCAUGAUCUCAAAUCCAGAUAUCCCUGCGUACAGGUACGACCCCUACAGUAAAGUCUUCUCCAGGGAGUACUACGACCACGUGGCCAUGCGUGCCUUGAGGCUAGAGGCCAUCGACAAGGCUCGCUCAGCCCAGAGAUGGGGGCUCAUUUUGGGCACGCUGGGCCGUCAGGGAAACCCAAAAGUUCUGGAGCACAUAGAAUCAAGGCUGCAGUCUUUGGGCAGGCGCUUUUCUCGAGUUCUUCUGUCUGAGAUUUUCCCCAGCAAGUUGGAUCUAUUGCCUGAUGUCGAUGCGUGGGUACAGAUUGCGUGUCCACGGCUGUCCAUCGAUUGGGGUUCGGCGUUCUCAAAACCCCUGCUGUCUCCCUAUGAGGCAGCAGUGGCCCUCCAGGAGACGUCCUGGAAGGAGGUCUACCCCAUGGACUUCUACUCCAAUCAGAGCCUUGGGCCAUGGACCCCCAACCACCCGGACAACCAGCCUGCUCGCCCCACUCGAGCAAAAGCCCAGGUUGGCUAUCCGGCUGCUUCCCUGCAGAAAGCCAACAAGCAGCCUGCUCAGGCGCAGUGCGCCCCCUGUGGCUGCCAAGGGGAAUAAUGCAGCAACAGUUCUCAAGACUGAUUAGAAGAAAGUGGGUAUACACUUAAGCCAACCUGCCAAAACGAAUCCGUCACUUCUUACAGCAAAUCACACUGUACUUCUCCACACACUGCAGCAUUCAGAACACUUGUUAACACUCAUGAGAUCAUAUCUCUGACGUCUUCAUGCAUGUUCAUUAGUAGCAUUCCCAUGGAGAAGUUGUCGGAGUUUUGCCCCAUGCGCUGGAAAUGUAAUGGAGAGACGCCAUUGGGUACUGUGUGAAGGAAAAAGAAAGCGAGACAAUGACCAAGAGUGUGGUGACUUUGGUCGGACGCGACCCACUUGGAUUUGAUUUAAAUGCUGUACGAGCAGUGUUCUUGUUGUUCACGCCAUGCUUCACACGCAGCCCUUCUGGGAUCCACUCUAUGGGAUGAAGCACUUUUUUAUUUUUUAUUUAUUUUUUUUAUUUUUUUUAAAGCACCGCAAGAGCUUUCUGCCAAAUAGCUCUGCUACGACAGCACUGUAAUUCUUACUUUUAUGACUUUUUAGUAAACAAUAAAUGGAAAACAAAUCAA
Molecule: messenger RNA, 1867 nt
Organism: Phycodurus eques (leafy seadragon)
Lineage: Eukaryota; Metazoa; Chordata; Actinopteri; Syngnathiformes; Syngnathidae
Gene: dph1
Product: diphthamide biosynthesis 1
Exons: 12
Coding region: 18-1310 (430 amino acids)
Biological process (GO): protein histidyl modification to diphthamide
Molecular function (GO): 2-(3-amino-3-carboxypropyl)histidine synthase activity
Source: RefSeq, a predicted model, not a curated record